AUGCCGUCAAUCCGCAGAACUCCACGUGCUGAUCGGGCAUCCAGGCGGUUGAGCUUCAUGCCAGUGGCCCCCCCUGCAAUCAAGCGGCCCACCUAUCUCUCUAUUUUGAUGUAUGUCUGCUUUGCCACUUGGGGUGGCACUGUGCCACUCAAAGUAGAGGACAUAUAUGAUCAAGUUGCAAGGGCUGCUGAAGAGGCGGGGGUCGAAAUGGGUGUCCGAGCGGCACUCAUGCUGCGCAAGGCAGUAUUGCUGCUAGAGAAUGGGCGCUAUAUUGAAAUAGAUGAGCAAAGUGCUGAUGGCCGUAUUAUCAUCCCCACUAAGGACAUGGUAACAAUAAUGACCCAGACAAGGGAGCAGAUUAGCCAGCAUGAGUUUUCAUCUUACCAGGUGGAAUUCCUGACAAUCUGCUCCCUGUUCACCCAGCGGCUUCGCAAGAAGUCCCCAACAAUGCUGCAGGUAAUAGAAGCACUUGAGAAGCGCAUCAAGGAGUUGCAGCAGCAGCUUCGGGAUGCAGUGUCCCAUGCAGAGGAAGAGCCUAUUGGCCAGGAUGGUCAUCCUGAUCUUGAAUUUAUUGACCCUGCUCCUAUCGACCCCUGCCCCCCUGCUACCCCUGUCCGACGAACCGCCUCCAUGAUCCAGUACCCCACUCCCGAAUCACUUCCUCGCAUUCGCCGUAGCGCCAGCACCCAUAAUGCUGGUUCCUCCUCUUCCCACCCCCUGAGCCGUGACAACAACUCUGCUAUGAAUAUUGAGGAAGAGGCCCAGGUCCAUGCGGACCUGGUCCUGCAAUUGCAAAGUGAACUUACCGACUCCCAGGAUCGCAAUCGUGCGGCUCUGGCACGGAUUGAAGAACUCAACCAAGAAAUUCAGCAACUCAACAACAACAAGGCAGCAAUGGAGCUCGACACUGAUGAACGGCAACAACAGUUUGCACUGUGGCGCAUCCACAUCAAUCAGGAGUUAUGUGACUCGCAGGAGACCUCAGAGAACCUCCGGGUCCAGAACGAGCUCCUUCAUCACCAGGUUGAAGAACUGUCUUCUGAUGUGGCGACAUCAAAGACCCAGAUAAACAAACUUCAAGAAGAGGUCUCAGAGUUCAAAACCUUCUGGCAGAGUUAUUCUAGAAUCGAAGCAGAGGCACGAGAGCGGCUGUUUAAUCUUCGCUUGCCCACAUUCCUUCAAUAA
Pleurotus ostreatus (oyster mushroom) is the source of this 1185-nucleotide messenger RNA. RefSeq lists its product as uncharacterized. The record is from RefSeq and is a predicted model, not a curated record. Bases 1 to 1185 code for a protein of 394 amino acids. The transcript has 8 exons. NCBI's taxonomy places the organism in Eukaryota, Fungi, Basidiomycota, Agaricomycetes, Agaricales, Pleurotaceae.